Molecule: messenger RNA, 2622 nt
Organism: Caenorhabditis bovis
Lineage: Eukaryota; Metazoa; Nematoda; Chromadorea; Rhabditida; Rhabditidae
Source: the annotation of a GenBank genome assembly
AUGCAUCGAAACACUCGAAGUUCUAUGCUGCCGAAUAAGUUCAUUUUACGAAAUUCUGUUCAUCUAUACAGCUACAUAACUCAUCGGAUUGCCCUGCUCUACCUUGUAUUCAUUUUCCUGGCGAUUGCUACUCUUUUUAUUUUUCCACUGCCCGUUGCACGAAGAGUCAAAAAUGCUUAUAAUUUUGAACCUACGUUGUCAAAUGUGGAAAAUACGGAUAUUUAUGUGCUCUCUGCUUAUUAUUAUGGAGAAUCGCUUGGAAAUCGAGCGUAUAUUUUGAUAUCUGCACAUCGAGACGCCUAUUGGAAUCGAAGGUUACUUCUUUUAUCCGGAACGAAUCGAACUUCGAGCAUAGUUCAAAAGAUUGAUUUUAAAAGGGUCACUCCUCAUAAUCUUUGCAAAUCUGUGAUUCUAUCAGGAUCCGCUGAAUUAAUUGAGAAUCUUGACAAACUAGAAAUUAUACACGGCCAAACUAUCGUCGAGUUGAACUUCAAAAAAGCACAAAAUUCUACAAGAACGCUUGUUGCUUGCAUAUCGCCGCUGAUCUACUCAGACAAUUGGAAGCAAUUCUUGAUUUCGGUACAUGCUCAUAAAUUUUAUGAGGCAUUUCUUCAAUUGUACAUCGGAAGUACUGUGGAUCCGUUUACCGGUUUAAUUGAAGCGUAUAAACGCCGAAAUCUGAUCGCAGUCGAUAAUUUGUGGGAUUUACAUGACUCGGAGUUCGGAGGUCAUACUGCAGCUAGCAUGGAUUGCCUACUGAAAUAUAAGGCUAGCGCCAUGUUCAUUACAUUUCUUGAUUUGGAGGAUGUCUGGCUACCACGGGGCACCGAUUUUAGCGAAAUCCUCGAUAUCUUCAGUGCAAAUCCUUUUACGGGUUUGUUGAAGUAUCCAGUUAAGGAAAUGGGAAUUGAUGUCGACGAUGAAGAAAUUAAUAUCGCCGCGAUAUUCGAUACGAUGCAGCCCUUAUCAUCGAAAUCGCAAAGCAGAAUCGUUACAAGACCAAUUGAAAUUAAAAGCGUUUGGAUGAGUACCAAUUACGAAAUGGAGAACGAUUAUUUCGAUGAAUAUCGCAUUAAUACAACCUCAGUUUAUCAUUUGAGAGAUUUCGAAAGCUAUGAGUCAAUUGGAAAAUCGGAAUCAGCCAAACACUCGCAGCUCAAUAAAAUUCAAGAGGAUUUGGAAAACACAAUUUCAAGCCUUGGAAUCAACAUUGAAGAUUUCCAAAACCUAAGUUUGGAAUUCACAAAAGCUUUGUAUGAGUGCUACAACUUCCGACAUUAUUCCGAAUACUUCGACCAUUACUUAAAAUGCCCAAAUGUGAAGGAGUGCUACCGACCUAAAGGAUUAUAAUCGAGAGCAAAACAAGCCGCUGCGAGGGGUGAACGUAUGGCGAACAAGCAAACCACAAACAAGGAAAUCAUCAAAGCGCAGAAUGGUUCGUAUGAGGUUGCGAAGCCUCUUGCCACUGGCACUUUCGGAUCCAUCUAUAAGGUGAAGCGUGAGAGCGACGGCAAGUACUUUGCGGUAAAAUGCGAAUCGCUGCGAAUGAAGAACUCGCUGUUGCGACAAGCCUCGAUUGUUCUCGCUUCGCUCCAAUAUCCGUCGCCGCAUUUUAUGACGAUUGAGGAGCGCGGAACGGUGCCAACUCGGUUCCUUUUUAUUAUUAUGCCACUCUAUGGCGAAAAUCUUGCCGAUUUAAUGAACAAUACAAAUAAGGACAAGAAGUUCAGCAUUGCAAGUAGUCUUCAUCUAGGCGAGCAGUGUUUGACAGCUAUUCGUGACCUUCACCGAAACGGAUUUAUUCAUCGUGAUAUUAAACCGACACAUUUCUGCAUUGGAAGAGAAUCCGAAAAUUUGCAUCAUCAAGUGUUUUUGAUCGAUUUUGGGUUAUGUAAAAGGCCAAGGUAUGCUCGAGGCGAAGGUUCCAAAGAUAAAGCGGAUGACGCAGAAGAAAAACUUCGCAAAGGCGCCAUUAUGUAUCGUGGAGUUGUGCGAUAUGCCAGUGUUGCUGCUCACCAGGGAAAGGAUCUUGGAUACCGUGAUGAUAUGGAAUCGUGGUGGUACAUGGUACUCGAAUUUUUAAUGGGAAUGCUACCAUGGUCCGUGCUUACGAAGCAGAGUGAAAAGGACGUCGUCAUUCUGAAAAGUAGUUUGAAUGAAAGCGCAGUAGCUAGUGUCUGGAAGGUCCCUCGAGAAGCUAUCAAUGAGCUGUUCGAGAUUCUUACCCUCAUUCGAUCGCCCAAAGAUAUCGCCGAGUAUGUUGCUUACGAUCAAGUCGCAGAGAAGCUGAAGAGCAUCUUUGAAAAAACGAAGACAAAUCCUGCCGAACCACCAGAUUGGGAUGGCCUUUCCGAUUACAACGGUCCCCCGUAUCAGUCCGUCAUAAUGGAAAGCAAUCAGUAUGUCAAACUAAAGGACGCGGAAUUCGGCAAAGUUGACGUGAAUGGAAUGAAAGACGCCGAAGGACGAGGAGAAGCUAAUGAAAAUGACGAUGAUGACGAGAAGAAGAAAAAAAAGAAGAAGAAGAGCAAAGGAAAAAAGAGUAAGGGAAAGAAGAAGUAUAAUAACGUGUCGAUAACAGAAGACGAAACAUCGGAAAGAAAUAAUAAAAAGAAGAAAUGA